AUGGCAGGCUUAAAAACUUUUGUUCUGGCUUGUGGAUUCUUACUCGUCAUUUUAUCUGGAGCAUUAUAUCAAAAUUGGUGGCCACUUUUUGUUGUUGCAACAUAUGUGUUAGCACCUUUACCAAAUUACAUAUUUUCAAAAUGUUCCGGUAGUGAUGAAUUUUUUAGCGAAAAUGAUAGUAAUAAAAAAGACUUUGGACAAUUCUUGACAGCAAUAUUACUUGUUACUGGAGUUUGUUUACCAAUCGUUCUUGCACAUGCAGAAGUAAUAACAUUUGCGGCAAUGAUUAUGAGUAUUGGAGGAGGUGCAUUGGUAUAUUCAACAA
Funneliformis geosporum is the source of this 325-nucleotide messenger RNA. The record is from the annotation of a GenBank genome assembly. NCBI's taxonomy places the organism in Eukaryota, Fungi, Glomeromycota, Glomeromycetes, Glomerales, Glomeraceae.